This is a messenger RNA of Pyrus x bretschneideri (Chinese white pear), 2828 nucleotides long. RefSeq names its product ubiquitin-like domain-containing protein CIP73. The transcript has 16 exons. Gene Ontology annotation, molecular function: polyubiquitin modification-dependent protein binding; misfolded protein binding. The record is from RefSeq and is a predicted model, not a curated record. Gene Ontology annotation, cellular component: BAT3 complex. The coding region runs from base 239 to 2584 and encodes 781 amino acids. Lineage: Eukaryota; Viridiplantae; Streptophyta; Magnoliopsida; Rosales; Rosaceae.
AAAUAUUUCCCUCCUGCCCUGACCUGCCCUACUCCGCCAUCAUUUGCCACACAGUGAGAGAGCGGACGACGACCCAGACAAAUUUCAGUGGCAGAGACCACACCUGCGUAUAAACCUCUGUGUCUCAGAGGGCUUUUGUACAUAGUUUUCCGCCGCUCUAGGGCUUCUGUCACGCUUCUGCAUCUUCUGGAAGCUUUUCGAAGUUUCUGUAUCUUAGGUUUGUUGCGGUCUGAGGAGCAUGGGUAGUAAUGGUACUGAACAUAUUCCCAUGGAUGAGCAGGUUGAAGGGUCUGAAGCCACUAUUGAGAUUAAAAUUAAAACAUUGGAUUCACAGACCUAUACUCUCAGGGUGGAUAAACAGAUGCCAGUUCCUGCUUUGAAAGAACAGAUUGCUUCUGUCACCGGGGUGCUAUCAGAACAACAACGACUGAUAUGCCGAGGAAAAGUUCUAAAGGAUGAUCAGCUUCUCUCCGCCUAUCAUGUUGAAGAUGGCCACACCUUACAUUUGGUUUUGAGACAACCUAUUCCACCAUCAGCUGAAGGAUUACCAGAUCAUCCAGGAACUGAUCCGGCUUCAAGUACAAGCCGUCAUGUUGGCCCUGGUGUUGUCAUUGAAACUUUCAGCAUGCCUGUUCAAGGGGAUGGGUUUGCACCUGAAGUCAAUCGGAUAAUCUCUGCUGUUCUUGGCUCUAUAGGAAUGCCAAAUAUUGCAGGUGGCAGUGAAGGGAUCGAAGUCAGGGAACAUGGGUCACAGAGGCCAGAAAGGACAUUGGGUUUGGGGGGUAUGUUUGAUUUCUCCCAAUUUCAAUCUGAACAAGCUGCCACAAGGGUUCCAUCUGACAGAUCAAAUGGGACUUUUAUUCAUUCAACAUCAUUUCCUUUAGGGCCUCAGCCACCUCUGGUAAUUCCUGACUCUUUGACCACUUUAACCCAAUAUCUGAGUCAUAUGAGGUGUGAAUUUGAGGCCAUUGCUCAUUUAACAGCAGGCAUAGAUGCGGGAAGCAAUCAAGCAGCUGGUACUCAUAGGAUGGAAGAAAGCUCCAAUUCCUCCUCACGUUCAGGGAUAAGGCAAGAGGGGCUCCCCACUCCUGCAUCAUUGGCAGAAGUCAUGCGUUCUACUCGACAAUUACUCGCUGAACAAGUUGGAGAAUCCUUACUUCAAUUUACAAGUCAACUGGAUAAUCAAGGGAAUGUGACUGAUCCGGCAGCACGGUUGAGCACCCAAGCUAGUGCAUCGAGAAAUGGAGCUUUAUUUCAUAACCUAGGUGCCUUUUUACUUGAACUUGGUCGUACAACCAUGACAUUGCAAAUGGGUCAAGCACCGUCUGACGUGGUGGUUAAUGCUGGACCUGCUGUUUUCAUAUCCCCUACUGGCCCUAAUCCCAUUAUGGUUCAGCCUCUUCCUUUCCAAUCUGGAACGAACUUUGGUGCCAUCCCCAUGGGAGCUGUGCAGCCUGGUUCUGGUCUUGGUAGUGGACUUGGUACCGGUUUUCUUCCAAGGCGUAUUGAUAUACAAAUACGAAGAGGUUCGUCAGCAACCACACCCAAUGCCACUCGAGAGGAAAAUGGGGAGACUCAUCAGCCGUCAGGGCAAAGAAACCCAGCAACAAGUUCUGGUGGUGAAGAUCCUACUAAUCAAGCCACUUCAAGGGUCCCAGGUGGUUCAGCUUUUGCUGGAGAGCCGGCUGUAAGGAUAGUGCCAAUGAGGACCAUGGUUGCAACAGUCCCUGCUUCCCUCAGUCGCCAACCAUCAGAUUCUUCUGGUAUUUCGGGAGGGUUAUACUAUCCACUGCUUGGAAGGUUUCAGCAUGUAGCUUCAGGGAAUGUGAGUAGUGAACGAGGAACUCCAGCAUCUAGAGACCGUCACACCGCCAAUCUCCAUACUGAUCAGCAGUCUUCUGAAUCUGCAGCAGAACGGCAAAAUGCUGCAGAUUCUGCAAGAGAUGGUAAUAUACUCUUUGGCAGUGCCAAGAGAGGACAAUUUGUUUUCUGUGGAGGAUCAGCUCCCAAUGUCAGACGGUCAUCUAUUGCACGAAGUGUCAGUAUCAAUAUUUUAUCAGCUGGCGGAACCCCAAACAGCCAAGACUCUGAGAGACAGGUCCCAAGCAGUAUAUUACAGUUUAUAAGGACCCUCUUUCCGAAUGGUGAAAUUCAUGUAGAAGAUGGCAGUGCGGAGGGAGUGAUUGCAGGUUCUGUACCAGAUCAGGCAAGGACAUCUAGUGGUGCUGUAGCUGCACUGGAAGCAGAGCCAAGGGCCACCGAUGAAGGAAUAUUUUUGUCUAAUUUGCUUCACCAAAUCAUGCCAUUCAUAUCUCAAGCCACAGGGGGAGAGCCAGGAAAUUCUUCUGAGCACAGAAUGGCCCAAGAAUCUUCCACCAGGGCUGAAACAAAAUGUUACCAAUCAGUUCAAAAAGUGAUAAAGAACAAAAAGAUGACUCUGUUUUGCAGGCUGAAACGUCCAAUGUUGGGUCAUCCCAUCAGCGUAGUGAUUCUGAACCAGAUCCUCCAACUUCAAAACGCCAAAAGACGGAGUAGUUAUGAUCGGACAGUUCAAGCAACGUUAUUCAUUGUCGUGAAAAAGUGAUCGAUUUUUUUUUUUUUUAGCACAAUCAGUAAGUGUGGCUUUUUUUUUUUUUUUUUUUUUCAACACAGAUUGCUUCUUGUUUUCCACUUCAUUCGAGACGGUGGAAAAAUUCCUUUCGAGUUGUGGAGAUAGUAUUGAGAUAUAGUUUUUGGUCGGAUGUAAUAUCAUAGUGUUACAUAAAAUUCAUGAAACAGAAUUUCGUCUUUGCUAAUUAAUGCCUAGUUUUCCAUGGAGUUUUGAUCCA